GCGAGAGGAAUCUCUGCAUUUAUUUUUUCUUUGUCUUCUUCAAUAUUGAGCGUUAUUGGCGCUCACACGGACGCUGCGCCGGUUUCAGAUUCUGCACCUGAAUCGCUCGAACAGGGUUUGCUGAGGUGUUCCUCAUGGCUGGGAUCUGACAAUGCGCUGUCUGGUGGCUCGAAUCAAUCACAAGACUCUGAUAGUCAUCUGUGCUGUGUUUGCCCUCAUCACUAUACUGCUGUGGAACAAAUGCUCCAGUGACAAAGACCUGCCCUCGCCGAUCAGACCUCUGGAGUUUGCAGCCCCCACCCCGGAGAAAGAAGAGGAGAACGAAGGGCAGGCCCCUGAGGCACCUCCUGGAUCCAGAGAGGUUGCUUACGAGCAGAUCGACUGCCUCAUUAAUGAAGACGUUCUCAUAAAAGGCCGUCGGGAAGGGGGCGAGGUGUAUCUGCCCUUCAGCUGGGUGGAAAAGUACUUUGACGUCUAUGGGCGACUGGUCCAGUAUGAUGGGAUGGAACGGUUCGAGUUCUCCCAUAGUUACUCCCGGGUGUAUGCCCAGAGGGAGCCGUACCACCCGGAUGGGGUCUUCAUGUCGUUUGAGGGCUACAAUGUGGAAGUGCGGGAUCGGGUGAAAUGCAUCAGUGGUGUGGAAGGUGUUCCGAUCUCUACCCAGUGGGGUCCUCAGGGGUACUUCUACCCCAUCCAGAUAGCUCAGUAUGGGCUGAGCCACUACAGCAAGAAUCUCACAGAGAAGCCUCCUGACAUAAAGAUCUAUGGCAUGUUAGAGGAAAAAGAGGGCGGCUCAAGUCCGUGGGACGUCCCUAAGGGCUGCACGCUCUCCAAGAUCCAAGAUCAAGGGCGUUCUGGGUUUGUGCACCAUUUUGUCACAGCAGAGAACUCUGAAGGUGUCUUUUUAGUCUUGGACAAUGUGAAAGAUUUCGUCCUGAGCUUCGAUGUGAAGUUCAUCUCCAAUGGUAGCGUCUCUGUUGUUCUGGAGACCACAGAAAAAGGACCUCCUUACAUCAUACAUUACAUCACUAGUCCACUUCUUCUUUCCUUGAAAGACAGAGAAGUCAUUUACGGUAUUGGACCGAGAGCCACCUGGAGCACCGUCAGUCGUGAUUUAGUGACAGACUUACGUAAAGGAGUUGGUUUGUCCAACACCAAAGUGGUUAAAGCAACCAAAAUCAUGCCUCGGCGUGUGGUCCAGCUGGUUCUUAAAGGUUCUGGGUUCAUCAGCAAUAUCACUGUGUCUUCCACUGCACACAUGGCUGCCUUCUUUGCUGCCAGCGAUUGGCUUCUUCAUAACCAGGAUGAACAUGGAGGAUGGCCGAUUAAGGUGACUCGUAAAUUAGGAGAGGGGUUUAAGAGUUUGGAGCCCGGAUGGUACUCUGCUAUGGCCCAAGGCCAAGCCAUGUCAACACUGGUAAGGGCGUACCUAGUGACGCACAACCCUUCGUACCUUGGGGCCGCAAUUCGUGCAACAUCCCCCUUCAAAAGGACUCCAGAACAACAUGGUGUGAAGGCUACAUUCAUGAACAAAUUUGACUGGUAUGAGGAAUACCCCACAACGCCAAGUUCGUUUGUCCUUAAUGGCUUUAUCUACUCCCUGAUUGGGCUGUACGAUGUGGCGGAGACUGCAGGCAACAAACUUGGUCGAGAAGCAGGAAUACUCUUCAGUCAAGGACUGGAAUCUCUCAAGUCCAUGUUGCCAUUGUUUGAUACAGGAUCUGGAACAGUUUAUGACCUGAGACACUUUACCUUGGGGGUUGCCCCUAAUUUAGCACGAUGGGACUAUCACACCACACACAUCAACCAGUUACAGCUGCUCGCCUCAAUCGAUGGCGCCCCCAUUUUUAGAGACUAUGUGAAGCGCUGGAAGACUUACCUGAAAGGAGGUCGGGCUAAGCACAACUAGACUUGCUGAGAGGGCGAUUUAAUAUGACGUUUAGAACUACCAUACUGUUGAGAAUUAAGUAAACUGAGAGUUUUACUUUUCAAAGGAAAGGGUGCAUAUUGUACCCAACUUGAUUGCUUUAUGAAUGUCAUGCUUGAGUUGUUGUACAGACUUCAAGAAUGUGAUUCGCCGUGCUUUAUUUCUAAAAUACCAUGUAAUGUUUGAAUGCAAGAAGCAACGCACACUUAUUCACACACCUUAAAAGGAAGCACAACAGAUUUGCUCAAUAAUAAAAUGGCUGUCGAUCUUGAGUCAUUCAAUUAGUACAUGUGAGUAGUCACACUAAUGAUUGUGUGUUAUCUAUGAAUAGUUGAUGCUGUAAAAUGUCAUUAUUAUUGCAUAAUGGUACAAAUGAGUGCUUUGUAUUAGAAAUGUUUUAGAAUCGUUUGAUCUUUGUAUUUUAAAGCACAAUUCUAUCGACACAGCUGCACAUUUCCUUCUCAGAAUGUAAUUAUUUAAAGCUUAA
Danio aesculapii is the source of this 2414-nucleotide messenger RNA. It is a transcript of the gene glcea, whose product is annotated as glucuronic acid epimerase a. The transcript has 4 exons. Gene Ontology annotation, biological process: heparan sulfate proteoglycan biosynthetic process. Gene Ontology annotation, molecular function: heparosan-N-sulfate-glucuronate 5-epimerase activity. Gene Ontology annotation, cellular component: Golgi apparatus. Bases 152 to 1909 code for a protein of 585 amino acids. The record is from RefSeq and is a predicted model, not a curated record. NCBI's taxonomy places the organism in Eukaryota, Metazoa, Chordata, Actinopteri, Cypriniformes, Danionidae.